Molecule: messenger RNA, 8094 nt
Organism: Ilyonectria robusta
Lineage: Eukaryota; Fungi; Ascomycota; Sordariomycetes; Hypocreales; Nectriaceae
Product: Mus7/MMS22 family-domain-containing protein
Exons: 4
Coding region: 1-8094 (2697 amino acids)
Biological process (GO): double-strand break repair via homologous recombination; replication fork processing
Cellular component (GO): Cul8-RING ubiquitin ligase complex; nucleus
Source: RefSeq, a predicted model, not a curated record
AUGGCUAACUGGAAGGAGCUGGGGGAAGUCCCGGAUUCGGAGGAUGAAGAUGGCUUCGAUAGCCAGGAGAUGGUGCCCCUACCUGGCCUCGAUUCGUUGACGAUCACAAAGACGAACCAGGCCGGCCUCGAGAAGGAAAGGGAACAGGUCAAAGAGAAUGAGAGCGCAGAAGAUAUAUGGGACGUUCCCGACUCUCAGGAACACGACCUACCCAUUCUCCCGAUCAAAACCGCCCGACAACCUACGACGACAUCACAACCAGUGGAACCACUUCUAAUCAACUCUUCACCACUGUCCUCGCCAUUAUCCUCACCACUGUCCUCACCAUUGUCGUCCGCACGCAGCGAUCGCAACCUUCCCCCCGUCGAUUCCCUCCCCCCCUCACAAGUUCCUACUGCGAACAUCGACUCUCAACUGCCGAACGAAGACCAACCGCAACUCGUGGGCCAGGACGAGAUAUCUAGAAGCUAUGAUGAGCUAUCGUCGCCACCUCCCGAAUUUCCCAGGAUCGUUUCAACCAUUAGGCCCUCGAUUUCUUUGCCGGAUGAACUCGAUCCGUUUCUUAUACAGAGUCAGGAGCUAGGCCGGGAUGCAGACCUCCAGGCAGACAGGCGAGCAGCUGUCCGCUAUGAGCGGUCCCUUCGCCCUCGCAAACCCAUCCAAGAACACCCAUACCUCCUCGAGAAUGCCCAAUACAGCAGCUUGCUCAGACAGAAUGGAGUCAAACCCUUGAGAAUGGCCCUGGAGGCAGAGAGGCGGAGACGGCAACAGGCUUCACAAGAUAAGGACUUUGAAGACGACAGCCAGGAGUCGAGAAUGCCAGAGGUAUCUGACGAAAGCCAAUUAAAUGGCCUGGCAGACUUCCUGGAUGGCAUUGAUAGCCUUGCUGUUCCCUCGCCCUCACCCCCCAAGACAUCACCCCUGAAUGAUCGUGCUGGGCCAAGCAGCCAAGCGAGUUCAACGGGGGAUACUGACGGUACGAGUCUGGUCGGGGAAGAUCUUCCUGCCCUGCAAGAUCUACUUAACCAACCACGCUCAAUCCCCAAGAAAGCUACCAAGCGAAAGAGUUCCCCUUCUCGUUCGUCGACGAGGAAACGAAUGAGACAUGUUAUUAUCGACAGUGACCCCCUUGAGCCGGCAUCGAUUUUGAGGUUGGUGACUGGAACCACCGACUCUCCGGCUGCCCAACGAAACUCGAGACGAAGCCCCGAACGACCCGAGCCUGAGAUUGACACGCCCCAACCCCAGCGACUGCGAUCUCCCACACCGACGCCAAGUGCUCGACUUGCUCACCAAUCGAUAACGCCUUCCACACUACGACCUUUGGUUGUCGAUAGCGACUCUGAAGACGAACUUGCUCAGCAAGACCCAGGCCCAAUGUCAACUGAUGGCGGUUCUGCAUCCGAGACCGAGUCCGAGAGUGGUUCAGAAGUGGUCCAUACCGUCAAACAUCGCAUCAGAGGCGUGCUUCCAGCAUCGUGGCUUCGGUUAGACCAGCAGGCUGGCCGAGCAAAACAACAAAAAGACUCUCACAAACGACAGGCAGAUCGUUCACCAGAACGAGAACAGAGACGCGGCGUCGCACAGAGACGACAAGCUACGUCAAGAGCUUCUACAACACCCCAGCUCUUUUUUGAGGACUCUGAUGACGAGAUACCCACCCCAAGACAGAGGACUACAGAUGAAGUCUUUCAUAACCAGACGAGGCUUGUGCUCCUGGAAGACCCUGGUUCGAUGUCAGUCCCCGAAGCGACAUGGUCAGACGAUGGGGCUUCAGUGGUCGAAGAUGAUCGGAUCGACCACAUGCUGCCAGGAAGGAAACGCCAAUUGAAGCUAUCAGAAUCCUUCCACGGUACCCCAAACCGGCCAAAGACAACCAAAAACCAACGAAAACAUACAUCUUCGAAGCCGCCCCGCCAACCCAAGAUCACUGGCAUGCUCAAUGAGUCUCAAUCCGAACCGUCAUCGGCAAGAGAACUCGUGAAGAAGAAAUAUCGACAACCGACAGUGGGGCGAAAGACAAAGAGCGGAAAGGGGCGCCGAUCACCAAAUCCUAACAAACCUGCUGCUGCCCCGCAUCUCAGUAUUCUAGAUGUAAUAGAACCGAACGCUCCUCGUUUCCUCAAGAUUGCCGCUCGAGCUGCCAAUCGACGCCAGGGCAUGGGAAGAUGUAGUCCUGGCAAGAAAUUGAUCAAACUCGGCACUCGAGAAGACCACGUGGAUGCUGUGUCAGUUCUGAAUAAUUGGAGGGCAGGGUCCAUCCCACAGCGCCAGUCAGUAUCUGCUGCAAAAAGGCAGAGGAAGACAAAGCCAAGACCACCGAAGAACCCCCUGAGCGAAACAUCCCCGAACAUCUCGACAGUUCAAAAACGCCAGCCACCACCAUCUUCAGGAGCACCUCGCCGGCUCGUUCGACACAUUACGAAUGGGGGAACCAUCAGCUACCAAUCCGAAAAAACAACUGAAGCCUCUUCUGUGAAGCGGCAACGUCCCCGGGCAAGCGGACAUCUUAGCCGGUCUGGCUCAGGUGUUGCGCGACCAGCUCAGCUGGAAAUGGAUGAAACAGACCAAACUAGCAACUUCCACUUUAACGCAACCAAAAGGCGCCUUGACCGUCUCUACCGGAAGCAACGAGAGGAUUGGUCGAACUCGAGCAUCCUGGCUCUCAAUGAUGGGACUACAGAUGUUGAAUAUCCUGCCAGCCCUCCGCCGGAGGAAAACCCUGUGCCUCUGCGCAUUGUAAUGCCACAGGAAUCCGAUCAGCGGAAGUCGCGUUAUCGGAAAAAGACCAGACCUCAACAAGUUGACAUUGAAGCACCCCAAUAUAGCCGAGCAAGCGACCCCAUCCUCGUCGAAGCGACCCCAGCACCAGAACCUAUUCAAGCAGAGACAGAGGGACAAAGACUCCGCGGGCUCGGACCAUACGGAACUCAGUACACCCAUCACUUCGAGACAUUCCCACUUGACUCCGGUGUCUACUUCCAUGAGUCAACGUUGAUUGGAAGUGGUGCCCUCGAAACGCUGGCCACCAAUUUUGACUACCAGAAGUUUGCGGAUCUCCGCCCUCGCUCAGCAUUCAAUCUCGGUGACCAAAUCCUGAGAUGGGGUCCAUGGGAUGCUCAGGUGUCCUCUGAACUGGGUGUCGUUCUCGAUUUCGUUGCGGAGCAGCUUGAAAGCACGUCGACAAAUGACACCUCAGCCUCCCCACCAGCCCUAAACGCCGCCGCCUUCGUCACGAAGUUCGCAAUGGACUCGCUGAGUUUUACUGAACCGACGAGCGUCAAGUCAUUUGUAUGCAGAGCACUUGAGGUGCUCCAGGGUUUCAAUGGACGCAUCAAGACACUCUUGGGCCAGAGCAGCUUCAGCAUACAAUCUCAGUGCAGCCUAAUCGCCAGCGUAUACGACUACUUCCUGAUUACCGCCUUUCUGAUUUUAAAACUCUGCCAAAACGACACCUCCUUGAUGAGCGAGCAAUUUCAAAUGGAGGAGCUGGUCAAAGACUUGGCAAAGAUAGCAGUUUCGUCUCUCCUGAAGGUCGGACUGAAUCAAGUGAAGGAUACAUAUGGGCUGCUUCACGACGUACGGUUCCGAGAGAGGGGGCUUCGAGAUGAUGUGCCGGGCCUUCACUCAUGGGUAACCGUGAUGAAGGUUCUUGCGCACGCUCGGAUUCUGCGAUCGUCCUUCUGGGAUGUUACCUAUUCUGUCAUGGCUACUCCCGAGGUUGUGACAAGCCUCGAUGUCAAGGAGCAUGAACGUCUUUGGAAGGAUAUGUUCACUCUCCUUCCACUCACCGAAUUCAACGACAAUGGAAUCCUCGUUGCGGGUAGUAAGCACGAUGCCGCAGUUGAUGGCUGGGCACUACCCCAAAAGUUGCUGAAGACAGUUUUCCAGCUUUACAAGGAAAACGAACACCAACCCCCUAGCUUCAACAACUACUGUCGCGCGUUGGUUGGCCGAUGUCACUACCUCGUUCAGCAGUGGGGAUGGCGUAAAUGUGUGGCAGUCGUUGGUGUCAUCUUUGACUUCUUCGGCUCCCAAAACCUUGCACAUCUUCGUAACGAGGAGGUGUUCAGAUCUCCUAGUUUUCUAGAGGAUCUCGGUGGAAACCCGUCACUGGCCGUGGAGAAGGUUGACAAGUGCUUCCAUGUCUUCUUGAAGCUCGUGGCUUUGAGCAUCAAAAAGUUAAGUGAAGUCGGGUCGCUGAACGACAUUCGCAAUUUGGUUACUCGUACCAUGCCAAAUCACAACCGCCAACUUCUCAAGGAACAGAUAAUCCACGAGCGAGAUUUGGCGGCGUUGAGAAAUCACCAUGAUCUUCUCUGCACCCUAUUCUGGGCGUCUCCGCCCGAGUUGCGACCUGGAGCUCAUCUAUUGGAGAGGCUUGUUGUCCCGGCGAGCUCACACAAGGAGGCGUGUUUGAUCAAUCUACGGGCUUGGAGCCAAUUGGCGAAAUUCAUCAUUGCAUCAGGAGAAGCAACGACCUCUUUUAAGCCAUUCGCUCGGUGGAGGAACACCUUCUUUCAGUCGAUGAUGCAGCAGUUUGAUUCGGUUGCCUCGGAUAUGCACCAGCAGUUUCUAAUGCUGUCUAAAGAUGCCAGUAACACCAUUAAUCCGGAGAUGGUUGAUGCUAUGGUGGCUUUAAACAGAGCUGCUAUAAUGGAUGUUCUUCAACUCUCCGUGACGGUUUCUUUGGAUGUCAUGAGACAUGCACCAGACCUGGAAGCAGCCACAUUCGCCCUGAACACGCUGCAGCUUCAGCAAGUGUUCAAGCACUUCGUCGCGUGCCCUCCCCAGCUCCAUUGGUCUAUCCUUCAAGUGUCCCUAGCUACUCUGGAGAGCUUCCUGUCUCGAGUUGAUGAGUUCAAGGAUAGCGAGGAAAGCCAGGAAAGGGAGAGCCAACUUCUGAACUCGGAGCAAGCGGAUGAUGCACUCCUAGUGCUUGAUCAUGACCUCUCCGGCAACUUCUUCUCAAUGGCAAGGUGCAUCGUCUCUGUACGCGGAGAUAGAGAGCUUGGUGCGCUGGCAUCCAUUGAAAAGUUGCGGUGCACUGAACUGGUGAUUACCCUCUCGGCGAGGCUCGGCGUCAGAUUCAUGAACGCCGGUAUCCUGCGCCUUUGUGACAUGUUCAAAAGUGGAAAAUACGGACUCUUCGAGGACGUCCCGGCCAAGAUCAGCCUCGACCAGCGUAAGUAUUUGGUCUUGUUCAUCGCGACUCUUUUCAAGCAUGGUUAUGACGAUUUCGUGGAUGCCGGGUUCACCCUCUCCGAAGUGUGGAUGCUGUCGAUUGUCAAACCUCGAAAGUACCUGGCAUACGAAAAUCAGCUGGCACAAGAAUUGCAAAAGCAUGAGAAAGAAUUCGUCCCUGGAGCAGCGAUUGGACUCGCAAUCAAUCCGGACUACAAUGCAAACAGAGACAUGUUCGAAUUCGCCAUAUCUUGGAUGCGAAGAUGUCUUGGGGACGCAGGGCCAGCCCUCAGAAAGAUAAUCAUUUCGGAGCAUUCAAAGACGCUGAAGGCUGUAAUGCAGCAGAUCAAAAGGGACUUGCGAACUGUGGUUCAGAAUGCUCCGGAACACCCUAGCUAUGUGGCUUUCAUCCGGGACAUCAUCACUCUCAUCAGGGCCCAUGGUUCGGAAAUCUGUGCCGUCGACGACUUCUUCUACCAAAUCAACAAAGAAUAUUCGCCUUCAAUGCAGGACCCGCAGCUUCAGGUAGCUGGCAUGCUCUCCUACGGACUGAGACUGAGUGAGGGUGACACCAAGGUUGUCCAUCAGAUGUUCUUUUUCCUCUUCAACAACUUCAAAAUGUCGCUUAUCAAUGACAAACUACGCGACGAAGUUAAGUUGCUCCAUCAGGGCAUGAAGAACACAGGAAUCUCGGCCUUCGUUCUCGGUAAGAUGCUUCCAGCCAUCAUCCGCGCAUCUUUUCUCGAAAGCUCGGCAUUCCCACUGGUUGACGUCUACGUGGAAGUGUUGCGAGUGCUUUUGAACCGCCACGUUGUCCCGCACGAACUGACAGAAGUCGAUCUGCCGCAUCUUCUUGUUACGGUCAAGGCUUCUGUUAGCGGGUUGGACCAACUUCGCCAGAACGACGGCCCCCUGAAGGAGGAACAAAUUUACUUGCUUCGGCAGGUGUUGUCGAUGACCAAUAUUUUGUGGCCAUCCUUUCAUAUAUUCUCUAUGUCGCAAAACCCACCUGUGGCCUGGAAGGAGACAUCGCAAGCUCUCAAAUACGCAAGCAGCGGCAUCGAGACAGCUGAGAUUUACAUCGACGAUCUCCUCGAUCUUGAGGAUUACUCUCUGAAUGGAGACCUUCUCCUGUCAGGUCUGCGACGACCUACGAUCGAUUCGACACGGGUUGAUACAUACGUCAAAAACUUCACAGACAAUAUUGUAAAUGAUGUACGCAAAAAUUGGAUCGUCACCGGGAACAAGAUCACCAUCCAGGCACCCGGGAAAGGCAGAGGGAUUUCCUCGACUCAAUCUGGCCAAGGAGCAGAUAAACCAGUCUGGGAUGUAAGAAAACUGGUGGAGGAUUUACAUGAACAAACAAGAGAAUGGAAUGAUUGGUAUAAGAAGGUGUUUGGGGGACCAUCGCGGCCCGCGAGGCAUUGCGACCUCAAAAACGACCAAUUCGACGACAAACGAGGAGAGGGCGGACGGAGAAGGAACCCAGCCAUGGCCUCGCUCUUCAAUCUCCCGGAUGAAGCCAUCCUCGCGCCCUUGCUCCAGACAUUCCCCUGCCGCGAGCGCCAAAUCCGAUCUCUAGCAACGCUCCUCCACCCCGAAGCCGCACCAUGUCGCAACCUCGUCGUUCACGGAACCUCGGCGACCGGAAAGUCGGCCAUCGUCGAACAGCUCCUCGAGCGGCUGGUGGCGCACAUGUCGACGCAGCCGCAGGCCGGCGGGUUCCAGGCGGCCGUCGUCAACUCGGUGCAGUGCAUCACGGGGCGGCACCUAUUUGAGCGCAUCAUCGGCGCCGUGGCCGACGCGCUGCAGUGGGAGGACGUGCCGCGGCGCUGCGAGUCGCUGGCGCAGCUGACGGUCGAGCUGGUCAAGAUGCUCAAGUAUCCUGCGAGGGAUCCCCGCUGGCGCUUCGUGCUGGUUCUGGAUGCAGUGGAUCGCCAGAGGGAUGCGCCGUCGACGCUGCUCCCAGCUCUGGCGCGGCUAUCGGAGAUUAUCCCCUGCCUCACCUGCGUUUUCGUCGUCACCUCCCCCCCAGCCGGCUUCCUACGAACACCUGCAUCCGCCGCUCUCCAAUUCCCGCCCUACGCCAAAGCCGACUUCGUUCGCAUCCUCUCACUCACGCCGCCCGACGCCAUCACGGGAGCCACACAGCAAGAAACCGCCGACCUCUGGACCCGGUUCUGCGCAGCGGUCCACGACUCCCUUACAAAAUCCGCCUCGCGCACAUUGCCCUCCUUCCGACACAGCUGCCAUGCCCUCUGGCCUCGGUUCACAGCGCCGGUAUUGGCAGGGACACAUACCCCGAAGGAGUUCUCCAAGCUGCUGAUCGCAGCGAGAGUACACUUCCAGGACGAGUCGGUGUUGAACCCCAGCAUCGUGUCAGUCCGCUUAGGCGCCACGUCCGCCGACAACAGCAUCGCCAAGCCAGUCCCUACAACCGACCUCACAAACCUCCUCCCUACGACCGCCCGCCUCAUCCUCCUCGCCGCCUACCUGGCCUCCCACAACGCUACCCGCCACGACCUCACGCUCUUCUCUACCUACCACCACGGCCGCAAGCGCCGGCGCGGAGGAUACACAUCUUCGCGCGGCGCCCCCCGUAGCAAGCACCGCAAGAUUGCGCGCAAGCUACUCGGCGCGCACGCCUUCGUCCUCGAGCGCAUGAUGGCCAUCUUCGCAGCCGUGCGCUCCGAGUGGGCCGACGGUAGUGCCGUGGGCGCCGCCGGCCUCGAUUGCGACGUGGGCAUGGCCGUUGCGACACUGGCCAGCCUCCGCCUGCUCACGCGGGUGGGAGGCGCCGGCGACGUCAUGGACCGCGGUGGCAAGUGGAGGAUCAACGUCGGCUGGGAGGUGAUUCGCGGGAUUGGGCGCAGUAUAGGGGUUGAGGUGGAAGAGUGGUUGAUUGACUGA